Messenger RNA from Oppiella nova, 586 nucleotides. The record is from the annotation of a GenBank genome assembly. Lineage: Eukaryota; Metazoa; Arthropoda; Arachnida; Sarcoptiformes; Oppiidae.
UGAGACUGCAGCCAAAGGUAUGCAUUGAAUGAGAGUCUGAGUGCAUAACAAACCAGACAUUCAAACAUUGGUUCGCCUUUUGUUCACAUAAUUAUCGUUUCAUUGAUUGUCACCGAUUAUCACCUCAUUCUUCACGAUGGCCUCCAUGGCAGCCAACAGAUCCAUAUCGAGACGAAGAGCCAAACGACUCGAAUCACUCAAGAGAAUGGCAAACCUCUUGGACCCGUUGGGUGACUACAGGAAUGAAAUUGAUUUUACAUCUCAAGACCUCCUCAUUACCACCAAUAGGUUGUUGGUAUCACCAGAUAUGACACCAUUAGAGACACAACACUUGGAGUACGUGAGGGGACGGGUGUUGGAGCUCAGAACCCACUUGUUUGGACCACAAGUGGGUGGACAGCCCCCCAUUGCUGGCAACGUACCGGGCCUUCGCCUGGUGUUUGGCGAUUGGUUGCAAACACUAUACGCAUAUAUACGCCAUACGUGUGACCACCACAUCCCCGACGUACUCAAGUAUGUAUUGUAUGCAGAAUAUUGUGUACAGAAUCUAAUCGAUGUAAUGACAGUAUGUGUGGAGCGCCGGUAG